AUGGAUAACUCCGCACCAUCGCCCCCACUCUCGCUGGAGGAGGUUCUCGAGAUCUACCUUCUCUGCUUCGAAGCCGCAGUGGCUGCCCUCCCACCAUUCUCCCUCGCGUACGCAAUGUCGUGCCAAUACGACGACGUAGAUGUCCCUGUUUGGAUGCUGUGGGAUACGGAUGACCUGGACGAUCCGCCUGCCGAUCCCUUUUCGCUCUCUUUCCCGCCGGAGUAUGUGGUGGAUGGGUUGAUGAAGAAGGACAUGUGCGAUUGGUUUUGCUUCCUCCUCGAAAGUGAGGUUGACAGGAAGCUGCGAGAACUCUUCGGUGCAAGAGUGCGCUGGCUGCAAUGCUGUCCCCGAAUCCCCUUCCUCCUCGCCACCAGAUCUGGUGAGCACCAGCUCGAAAUCCCCACGCACUCCGUUCUCUUGGUGACGAGGUGUGACGGCAGAAUGGCUGUCAUGGACGGGACGCUGCAGCAGUUUGGCUGGCCACGUGAGACCUGGCUUCAAUCGUGGAACGACUUCCUUACGACUCGAGUAAACACCAGGGAGCAGCCGUGCUACCUUUUUGCUUCCGAUGAGGACAGGGAGUCGGCGAGGGAGCUGGCUACGGAAACAGAUGGGGGUUUUUGGGAAGUGGCGCAGGAAAGGAUGACAGAACUCUUCGGGGAGUUGGAUUGGGAGGAGUUGAAGAAUUUGGGGACUGUGGAGCGCGUGGAACGCGUGAAGAGACAGGCUGAAGAUAAGUUUGCUGGUGCGAACGAGGAGGCUUGUGAGAGAUAUGAUAGAGAACAAGGAAGAGAAUGA
Cucurbitaria berberidis CBS 394.84 is the source of this 798-nucleotide messenger RNA. RefSeq lists its product as uncharacterized. Bases 1 to 798 code for a protein of 265 amino acids. The record is from RefSeq and is a predicted model, not a curated record. NCBI's taxonomy places the organism in Eukaryota, Fungi, Ascomycota, Dothideomycetes, Pleosporales, Cucurbitariaceae. The transcript has 2 exons.